CCUUAUAAGCCCCAGUUAUUAAUUGCGCUUUAAUUGUAAUACGACGUCGUAGAGAAGGAACUCGUUCGUCAUCUAAGCCAAGGACUAGGGUUCUCUGAGGGUACAGAACUAAACUUAAUCCGUUAAUCGUAGCAAAGAACUACACUCAGUGGUGAAAAUGGAGAAUCAAGAGCCUGAUAUCGAGAAAUUGCCUCGAGACGAUGUUCCUGAUAGAGAACCAGACCAUAAGAAGCUCAAGAUUUCGACCACCGGCCAGGAAACUGAUUCCUCGGCUGUUACCACCGGCGGAAGCAAUGUCGCUGAGCGUAGAGCGCCGAAAUACAGACGCCGGAAAGUCGCAAUCGUGUUUGCGUUCUGCGGAGUAGGGUAUCAGGGAAUGCAAAAGAAUCCCGGCGCCAAAACCAUUGAAGGCGAGCUCGAAGAGGCUUUGUUCCAUGCCGGAGCAGUACCUGAUGCUGAUCGGAACAAACCAAGAAAUUACGAAUGGGCACGAUCCGCUAGAACUGAUAAAGGAGUGAGUGCGGUGGGACAAGUGGUUUCUGGUCGUUUCUAUGUUGAUCCGCCUGGAUUUGUGGAGCGGCUCAAUUCGAAGCUCCCUGAUCAGAUUCGUGUGUUUGGGUACAAGCGUGUUGCACCGUCGUUUAGCUCCAAAAAAUUCUGUGAUCGGAGGAGGUAUGUGUAUCUAAUCCCGGUUUUUGCUUUGGAUCCAUGCGUACAUGGUGAAGCUGAGAUGGUUAGAACGGAUUUAGGUUACGAAUAUGUCAAAUGUGUAGAGUGCUCUGAGAAAGGCUAUAAGAUUCCACUUGGUGUUAUGGGUAAAGACACUGAUUGUUGUGAUACAAAAUCAUUGGAGAUUCAGUCAGACAUUUCGUCGAGCACCUGUGAUGCAAUAGGAGCUGAUGUCAAGUGUGAAACUUUGAGCUCUAGUGUACCUAGUGCAGAAAAUAACUUAAACUCAGAAGUUCUAGAUGGGGCUGAUGUAUCUGCUUUAAGCUCUAAAGCAGAGGGUAUGGAAGAAUCGAAUACUUUGGCUAAGGUAGAGAUGAACAAUGGGGAAGGAGAAGACAUGACUAAAAGCGAGAGCAAGUUCUGUUAUGGAGAGAAGGAAAAGGAGAGGUUUAACAGAAUACUAAGCUAUUAUGUUGGUUCACAUAACUUCCACAACUUCACCACCAGAACGAAAGCAGCAGACCCAGCUGCGAAUCGUUACAUUCUCUCUUUCAAUGCAAACACAGUGAUUAAUCUCGAUGGAAAAGAUUUUGUCAAAUGUGAAGUUGUUGGACAGAGCUUCAUGCUUCAUCAAAUCCGGAAAAUGAUUGGACUUGCUGUUGCUAUCAUGAGGAACUAUGCUCCUGAAUCACUGAUCGAAGCUUCUUUCAAGAAGGAUGUGAGAAUAAAUGUACCGAUGGCGCCAGAAGUUGGAUUAUACCUUGAUGAAUGCUUCUUCACGUCUUACAACAAAAGGUUUAAAGGCAGUCAUGAGGAGGUGUCAAUGGAAGAGUACAAGGAAGUAGCUGAAGAGUUCAAAUGGAAGUAUGUUUAUUCACAUAUUGGCUCUGCUGAAGAAAAAGAUGGAGCUGUGGCGAUUUGGUUGCAUUCUCUGAACCAGAGAAACUAUCCUGAUCUACGAAGCAAUGAAUACCAACCGGAUGAAGUCAUUGUCUAUAAGAAGAUUGGUGAAGCCUCUGAAGAAAAUAUCCAUGAAGGCAAUGCUGAGCUAUUCGUUGUCGAUAAGGUGAAUGAUGAAACCUCUGAAGGAACGACUAUGGAAGAGAGGACCACACUAGAGGAGAAGGCAACAGGGUGAAGCCGCUUUUAUCUACUGCGGAUCACAGGAUUAAGGUGGAAGCAUCAAGCUUCACCCGCAGGUCCAAACUGGACUAGUGAGCCAGAUGAGUACCAUUUGGACAUUUGUUUCAGUGUGUCCUUUUGAGUUUUGUCUCUCAUGACAAAAUUUUGGAAACUCAAGUAAUGAAUGUGUUACCAUUGUGACAUUUUGAUCUUAUUAUAAUGUUAUCGAAUAAGUAUUGGCUAUGCCUAUAUUAUUUUUAUCCUUUUUAGGAAAGCCAUUCAAAC
This is a messenger RNA of Arabidopsis thaliana (thale cress), 2076 nucleotides long. Its product is annotated as Pseudouridine synthase family protein. The coding region runs from base 158 to 1807 and encodes 549 amino acids. The record is from RefSeq and is marked reviewed. The transcript has 2 exons. Lineage: Eukaryota; Viridiplantae; Streptophyta; Magnoliopsida; Brassicales; Brassicaceae.